AUGGCGACCGAAGACCACCAAAAGGGAGGGUCUCCGACAUCUACUGAGCCUAGAGAUGAUGGCCCCACGAACGCUGCGAGUUUGUUAUCUGGGACCAGCGGGGUUAGCGCCGAGGAAAGCGCCCUCCAACAUCUGAAUGUUGACUAUAACGACGAUGGUGAUAGUGCGGUAGGAGGUAUGACAGUGCAGACUUCUACCAUCUCUGUUAAUUCGAGCUUCUAUAACUAUGUUGAGGAGAAUGGACGCACAUAUCAUAAGUAUAAAGAAGGCAAAUAUAUGAUGCCAAAUGAUGCGUUAGAGAUAGAUAGGUUAGAGCUUCAACAUCAGCUGUGGCUAAUCACGCUCUGCGACGAAUUGAGUCUUGUACAAGUCAAGAACCCCCAAAAUGUGCUUGACAUCGGGACAGGGACUGGCAGUUGGGCUAUAGAAUUCGCUAAUCGAUACCCUUCCGCACAUGUUAUAGGGUGCGAUCUUAGCCCAAUCCAACCAGAAUACGUGCCUUCAAACUGCCAUUUCGAAAUCGACGAUGCGGAAGACGAAUGGACCUACUCGCAAAAGUUUGAUCUGAUCCACGGUCGUGCCCUGGUGACCUGUUUCAAAGAUCCUUCAAUAGUUAUCGCAUCUGCGUUCAACUCACUCGUGCCAGGCGGCUAUCUCGAGCUUCAGGAUCUUAUAUUACCUUUGCGGGCUAUUGACGACACACUCCAAGGAACCUCGCUGGAUCACUGGCUAACAACUACCAUCGAUGCAGCUGCUAUGCUCGGAACAUGUUGGAAACAUAGCGGGGACUACGUUAGGCUUCUCGAGGAGGCGGGGUUCGUUGACGUGGUUGAGAACCACUUUCAGUGGCCUAUGAAUACAUGGCCGAAAGGUGAGAGGAUGAAGGUUCUUGGACGGUAUAUGCAAGAGAACUUGUUGAGGAUUUUGGAAAGUCUCUCGAUGGCACCUUUGACAAGAGGUGCGGGGUUCACAAAAGAGAAAGUCCUAGAACUUACGGCGGAGGUGCGGAAAGACGUUGUUAACAAGAGCAUUCAUGCAUAUUUACCGGUGGUGGUAGUCUUAAAACUUUUUGCCUGUUGGUUUCUGGAGAGUUCAACAAGCUCUGCAAUUCAAAAAAGUAGAGGUAACAUAACCGCGUCAGAUGGAUCGAUGACCAACAUACCAACGCACUACGAGAUUCUAGGUCUUCCGGAAACCAUCCGAAAUGAUUUUACUAUCCCAGUGCAAACCCUGCGAGGCGCAUAUCGUCGAGCGCUCCUCCAAAACCACCCCGACAAGUCACAGCUCCCACCGAAACCUACCUUGACCUCCCAACACACCGUAUAUUCUAUCGAUCAGAUAUCGGAAGCAUUCAGUAUUCUGUCAGACGGCAAGUCUCGAGCGAAGUACGACAAGGAGCUGAAGCUGCAGAACAAUAGUGCAAAUGCAGCAGGGGAAAAGGGAAAGCAAGCGUUCCGCACUGGGGUUGAGACGGUGGAUUUAGACGAUCUCGAGUUCGGUGAAGCACAAGAGGAAUGGUAUAGGAGUUGCAGGUGUGGUGAUGAGCGCGGGUUCCUUAUCAAGGAGACGGAUUUAGAAGAAGCUGCAGAAGACGGCGAACUCAAUGUGGGUUGCAAGGGAUGUAGUCUGUGGCUAAAGGUGCUUUUCGGUGUCAUCGAGGAGGGCAUAAAGCCUGUAGAUACUGGAGAAGACACAGAUGACCUGAAGGAAGCAUUAUGA
Molecule: messenger RNA, 1719 nt
Organism: Lachnellula hyalina
Lineage: Eukaryota; Fungi; Ascomycota; Leotiomycetes; Helotiales; Lachnaceae
Product: Secondary metabolism regulator laeA
Exons: 9
Coding region: 1-1719 (572 amino acids)
Molecular function (GO): methyltransferase activity
Source: RefSeq, a predicted model, not a curated record